Molecule: messenger RNA, 1677 nt
Organism: Pantherophis guttatus
Lineage: Eukaryota; Metazoa; Chordata; Lepidosauria; Squamata; Colubridae
Product: apoptosis-associated speck-like protein containing a CARD
Biological process (GO): regulation of apoptotic process; inflammatory response; innate immune response
Source: RefSeq, a predicted model, not a curated record
AGUUACGGCGAUCGAGCUCCCGAGCCCUCCCACUUGCGAGCCUUUUCGGCUUCGCGCCUUUUUCUUUUUCUUCCGAAAUUGCGCCUUCCGUUUUCGCGGAAGAAAAAGGAGAAGAAGGAGCGCGAUGGCCACUUCUGCCUGGCAGAAGAGCGUCCGCUUCUGCCUGGCAGAAGCCCUGGAGAACCUGACCGAGGAAGAGCUGAAAAAGUUCAAGGCGAACCUCAACGAGUUCCCGGUCAAGGAAGACUUCAGAAACAUCCCCCGAGGAACCCUGCAGAAGGCGGGCGCGCUCGAACUCAGCGACCUCCUGGUCAAUUACUACUGCGAGGACUACGCCGUGGAAGUGGCCGCCAGGGUGCUCUCGGACAGCAACUGCAGACCCCAAGCUCAGAAGCUUCGCAGGGACACCGGGAAAGAUGCCUGCAGUUCUGUUCAGGAACCUGUGCCCCAGAUCAGCACCCCCUCAACACAACCGGAAGUUCAGGCCCCAGGAAUGCAUUUUAUUGAACGCCAUCGGUGGGCCCUGAUUCAGAGAACAACCACAGUGGAAGAAAUUCUGGACCAGCUUUACGAAGUUAUCCUGACCCAUGAGCAAUAUGAAAGUAUCAUGGUACAGAAGACAUCUCAGGAUAAAAUGAGGGAGCUCUAUAGCCUGGUGCCUGGCUGGGAUCAGCGUUGCAAGGAUUUUCUCUACAAAGUUCUGAAGGAGAAAAGGAGACCUCUUAUUGAAGAUCUUGAAAGGCAGACGCCAUAGAAGCGAAAUACCACGUCAGGGCAUAAAAUAUCCAGCUACACAUAUAUCAUAGGAAUCCCACAGACAGAUACAUACAGGUAUAGACCACACCCACUUAAAGUCCCAAUUGAGCCCAAAAUUGAUGUUGCUAAGUGAGAAAUGGGUUAAGUGAGUUUUGCCCCCAUUUUACGGCUUUUCUUGCCACAUUUCUUAAGUAAAUCACUGCAGUUAUUACAUUAGUAACCCAGUUGUUAAGUGAAUCUGGCUUUCCCCGUUGAUUUUACUUGUAAGAAGGUCGCAAAAGUGGAUCAGAUGACAUCAGGACAAUGCAGCUGUCAUAAAUGUGAAUCCGUUGUCAAGCAUCCAAAUGUAAAUCACAUGACCCUGAGGAUGCUGCAAUAGUCAUAAAUGUGAAAAACUAUCAUAAGUCACUUUUUUCAGUGCCGCUGUAACUUUGAACAGUCACUAAAUGGACUGUUAUAAGUCAAGGACUACCUGUAGUAUCUUUGAACUGAGUAGCUCUAUUUACAAUUGUCCUGGUUACUGAAUUGUUCUAUUUUCACGAGUUGACGUAGUAUAGGUACCCUGUUUCCCCGAAAAUAAGACCCAACCGGAAAAUAAGCCCUAGCAUGAUUCUUCAAGAUGUUUGUAAUAUAAGCCCUACCCCCCAAAAUAAGCCCCAGUUAAGAUUGUCAGCCAGAUGAGUGCAUUUAGUACCGUAUUUCCCCCCCAAAUAAGACCUAACCAGAAAAUUAGUCCUAAUGCGUCUUGGAGCAAAAAUUAAUAUAAGACCCGGUCUUAUUUUCGGGGAAACACGGUAGUCCUUGACUUACAACUACAACUGAGCCCAAAAUUUCUUGUUAAGCAAGGCAGUUAUUAAGCAGGUUUUGCCCCCAUUUUAUGACAUUUUUGCCACAAUUAAGUAAAUCACUGCAGUUGUUAAA